This is a messenger RNA of Cannabis sativa, 1138 nucleotides long. RefSeq lists its product as uncharacterized. Bases 37 to 798 code for a protein of 253 amino acids. Lineage: Eukaryota; Viridiplantae; Streptophyta; Magnoliopsida; Rosales; Cannabaceae. The transcript has 5 exons. The record is from RefSeq and is a predicted model, not a curated record.
UCAAUAAAGAAUUCAUUUUGUGAAUUUCAAGUUUAGAUGUCUAAUCAAGAGGAUAGUUUUGAGCAAGCACUCAAUCAUGAUCCAAAAUCAAAGAAACCAAAGAAAAAACGAGGAACUACCCAAGGAAAAUAUACAUUGAAAAUGAAAUCCAAAGGAAUUCAACAAAAGGUGACAUACAAUAGAAGAUCACAACCUAUUGGGAAAGGAGCAAUACGCUACUGUACUUAUUCAGGAGCCUUAGCAUGUAAUGGAUGGGUUCCUAUUGAUCUUCCAAAUUGGCACAAUGCAGAUGAAGUUAAGUUGGACAUGAUAUGGAAAGAAAUGAAAACUACUUUUGACUUAGAUGAUUGUGUGCGACACCAAACAUUAUCAAAUAUUGGUAACAAGUGGCGAGGGUUUAAGUCUAGGUUGACUAAUAACUUCAUAAUGAAGUACAUGGAAGAUCCUGCUUAUAGGGCAAAGAAUCCUCACACAUUAAUGUUUCCACCUGCCAUAUAUCCUGGCAUUACUCAACCAGUUUGGCACAAUUUUGUGGCGACUCGAACUACAGCAGAAUUUCAGGAGCUUAGAAGGUUACAACAAGCUAGACGUGCUGCAAAUGAGAAUCCUCAUCGCCUUGGGCGUAAAGGUUACCCUAAUUUAGAAUAUGAGCUUCAACAACAACUUGACACUGAGGAAGAAAUAGAAAGAGCUGUAUUAUGGAACGAAGCUCGCAAGGAUAAAAAAGGAGAGUAUGCGAAAGAGUCUGAUAAAGAAAUAGCUGACACAAUAGACUCCUUAUUUGAAAAGCGAAAAUAAGGGGAGGUUAUUGAAAUCGGUACAAAUAAUAUACUUAGUCAAGCUUUAGGGACUCCUGAAUCCUAUGGACGUGUAUGAGCUAGAGGACAUAAUGUUGGAUUUAAAGAUUGUUUUCCAAAGUCAAAAGGUGGUGUAAGAUCACUUCAUGAGAGACAAAUUAUUUAUGAAAAUGAGACACGGAGAAAAUAUGAAACAGAAAUUGAAAGUUUGAAGAAGCGCACAAAUGACAUUGAAAACAAUUUUAAGGCAGUGAUGAAGGCUCUUGAAGAGAAGUCACAUGGUCAUCAAGGUUUCUCCACUGAUAUUGAAGCUCAUUUUUCUCCAAACAUAGUACAAGAAA